CCUACGCUGUGCCUGCCUGAAAUCCAGUCUCCUCAGACCGCUCAGCACGCACAGACGUGUGUUCCCUGCUCUUCUGACUUUCGCUUUCUUCCUUCUAAGAUCCCCGAGGUGGUUGUGGACGGAUUUACUUCAAAGGAGGAUGCAGGAAGCCAAAUCAACCCCUCUGAGAUGUUAGUGAGGGAUGAUGAUGGGCCAGAGACGGAAAUCCAGCAAGUUGUAGUGGUUUGUGAACCCCCCUGGACACCGCACUAGCAGCAGCUAUACUGACAGAGCCAUGCCACCACUGCUGUCCUGAUCCUCCUCCCUGACCCCUGACUCUUUCUUUGGUCGCACAAGACUCUCAGCAGACUAUUAGCAUGGCCUCUCCCUUCAUGUGGAAGCUGUCCUCACAAAAGCUCGGCUUCUUCCUGGUAAGCUUCGGCUUCAUCUGGGGCAUGAUGCUGCUGCAUUUCACCAUCCAGCAAAGGACCAGCCAUGAGAACAGCGCCGUGCUGCGGCAGCAGAUCCUGGAUCUGAGUAAGCGCUACAUUAAAGCGCUGGCGGAGGAGAACCAAAGUGUUAUGGAUGGUCCCUAUGUGGGAACCAUGACAGCGUAUGACUUGAAGAAGACUCUCGCGGUGCUGCUGGAUAACAUCAUGCUGAGACUUGGCAAGCUCGAGUCAAAGGUGGAGAACAUUUAUAACGGUACUGGAGCUAAUUUGACCAACGGCAGCGGCACGGCCACCCCCAGUGCCUCAAACCCAGAAAAAGUGAAUGUUGCCGACCUCCUAAACGGAGCCCAGGAGAAAUGCGAGCUGCCGCCUCUGGACGGUUUUCCUCACUGCGAGAGCAAGCUGAAUUGGAUGAAGGAGAUGUGGCGCUCUGACUCAUGCUAUGCCAGCUAUGGUGUGGAUGGAUCCACCUGCUCCUUCUUCAUUUACCUCAGCGAGGUGGAAAAUUGGUGUCCUCGUCUACCCUGGAGGCUGAAGAUCCUGAAUGAGGAAAUUGACCGGUCUGGGCAGGCGGAGAUCCGGACCAGUUUUGGGGGGCUUUAUCGCUCCAUGUCCCAACGGGAGGAGUUUCGCUGGAUGAUGAUGAGAAUCAAACGGAUGGCCGAGCCGUGGCUGAGCGCCAUCCGCUCUCUGGCCACCAAGCAGAACCUGACCAAGCGGAGGAAGAAGAAGAUCCUGGUUCACUUGGGCCUGCUCACCAAGGAGUCAGGCUUCAAGAUAGCAGAAAACGCCUUCAGCGGUGGCCCGUUGGGGGAGUUGGUCCAGUGGAGUGAUCUCAUAACCACGCUGUACCUCCUGGGCCAUGAUGUUCGCAUCUCAGCAUCCCUGGCUGAACUCAAAGAGAUCAUGCGUAAGGUGAUGGGUAAUAAAUCUAGCUGCCCCACCCAAGGUGAUAAGGUGGUGGAGCUCAUUUACAUCGACAUCGUGGGUCUCACCCAGUUUAAGAAGACCCUAGGGCCUUCCUGGGUCCACUACCAGUGCAUGCUGCGUGUGCUGGAUUCCUUUGGUACGGAGCCAGAGUUUAACCACGCCCACUACGCCCAGUCAAAAGGUCAUAAGACGCCGUGGGGGAAGUGGAACCUCAACCCACAGCAGUUCAACACCAUGUUCCCUCACACCCCAGACAACAGCUUUUUGGGCUUCGUUGUGGAGCAGCACCUCAACGCCAGCGAUAUUAGGCACAUCGACGACAUCAAGAGGCAGAACCAGUCACUCGUCUACGGCAAAGUUGACAACUUCUGGAAGGACAAGGAGAAGUACCUGGACAUCAUCCACGGCUACAUGGAGGUCCACGGGACAGUGCAUGGCACCAGCACCGUGAACCUGCCCAGCUACGUCAAGAACCACGGCAUCCUGAGCGGCCGAGACCUGCAGUUCCUCCUCCGAGAAACCAAGUUGUUUGUGGGUCUGUCGUUCCCCUACGAGGGUCCUGCCCCGUUAGAGGCCAUCGCCAACGGCUGCACCUUUCUGAACCCCAAAUUCACCCCUCCGAAGAGCAGCAAAAACACAGACUUCUUCAAAGGCAAACCCACUCUGAGAGAGCUGACCUCUCAGCAUCCGUACGCAGAGGUGUACAUCGGUCAGCCCCACGUGUGGACGGUGGACAUCGAGAACUCUGCUGAGGUGGAGAGGGCCCUCCGGUCCAUACUCAGCCAGAAGAUUGAGCCCUACCUGCCCUACGAGUUCACCUGCGAGGGGAUGCUACAGAGAGUCAACGCCUUCAUUGAGAACCAGGACUUCUGCCACGGUCAGGUCAUGUGGCCCCCCCUCAGCGCUCUGCAGGUCAAAAUGGCUGAGCCGGGUCAGUCUUGUAAACAGGUGUGUCAGGAGGCGCAGCUCAUCUGUGAACCCUCCUUUUUCCAGCACCUCAACAAGGACAAAGACCUGGAAAGGUUUGAUGUCACCUGUCAUACGGUGGAGUCCAGUGGCGAUACGGUGGUCCCGGCCUACAGCGAAACUCGCCACCACUGCGUCUUCCAGUCAGACCUGCUGCUUUUCAGCUGCGCCGGCGCCCACCAGACACUGCGGCGCAUCUGCCCCUGCCGCGACUACAUGAAGGGCCAGGUGGCGCUCUGCAAAGACUGCCUAUAGCACCUACAGCCUGGUGGAGUGCAGUGAGGAGGGGGUUGGAAUGAGAAGCAAGCUGGGUGUGGGAGUAGACAUGAAAAACUUUCUAAGACUGUGUUUGUUCUUCAUAUUUAUUAUUUUACCCCCAGCUGCAGGACGAGACACACUCCUGUACCCAACCAGAGCUCCUGUCAACUCUGAUUCACCAGCAGGGGGCGCCGAGACUCCAGGAAACUGGUGACUUUACUUGAAUGAACAAAGGGAGUUGGGUCAGACUUUAAAUCCACAGCUCAUAUCAGUGAAAGCCUUUCUGCACAGGCAGGAAACAAAAGGACUCUACCGCCCCCUACUGACAGCCACUCCAACUCCUCCAUCCAUUCCUCCUGUUCAAAUCUAACAAUGUUAUUCUUUAGGUAGGUUGCACUGGACUGGAUACAAACACACUCGUAUAAGCUGAAGAACAACUCAGUUUUACACUGUAACCAUCUUGUUCCUCUUUUCUGCACAAAAUGAUGGAGGUGUCAUUGGUGAAGGUAGAUAUCUAGAUUUUUAUUCUUCGAGUUUUAUCGGGCCCAGGAACACCCCCUCCCAUCCUCUUUUACAAGGUUUUAAGGUCCAGAAUUGGAACAGUCUCCAUUAGUCUUCAUUUUUAUUUGCUUAAGUUGCACAUUUGCGUUAAGGAUGACUGUGUGUGUGAGAAAGAGAGAUUCUGCAAAACGCCAGUAGAGAAUUGUGAAAAUGUUGCUGCACAUCAUCUGAUCCCUGCCACGGGGUGGAAGAGGAUCAGGGUAGGGGGGCCCAGUGAGGGUCAUUCUGUGGCUAGCGCUGUAGUGCACGGGGUCGCCAUGUGGUAGGAUGUUGUGACGUGUUGUAGAUGAUAGAACAUUGUCAGUGAGGUGAUAACACAGUGAAAUGCCACAGCCUGCAGAGAAACGCGUUAACCUUACAGCCAUCCAUCCGUGUCUUCAUGUACACCAGCUGUCUAAACUCGUAGAAAAUGUUUGUCCAGCAAACUAAGCAGCAAAAUCACGCCAACAAUGCGUUCCUGCAGCGCAGAACCUUCCUGUUUUUCUGGGAUAAUCAUUAGAAUUUUAAUUUGCCUGCCAACUAAGAAACGAUUAAGAAAAUGAAUUUGUAGUUCUUGUGAUAAAUGGAAUAAAAUGCACUAUGGUAAUCUAUUUGCAGAGGUUUAUAAAGAUAUUAGUGACACUGUAUAUUGUUCAUAUGAGUUGAAAGUUUUCUUUUGUAUUUAUUUUGUAUGCAGAUCUUUAUGGCUGUGUUUUGCUGGAAAUCUUUAUUUAUAACAAGGAUGUCUUCUUUUUUUCUGUUUAAAGAUUUUAUUUAUGGAGGGUAAUUUAAGAAACAAACUAUCAUAAAAUCAAGAUGAGGAGGUUUGUCUGCAACUCUUCAGCCUUUAGAAGUGAUAUGAGACCAAAAAAAUGCUUUGGAUGUUUCAUGAGGUAUUAAUGUGCCAUUUGGAUUACAUUUUUCCCCCUCAUUCUGCUUUGUAAAAAUAACGCCCCUUAACCUUCUGCUCAACUGCAAUCUUUAAUGCAUUUUAUCAGGCUUUUCUUUGAUCGACCAGCACAAAGUAGCAAAUACAAACUAUAGUGACGGACUGCAACUCUAGGGUAUAUCUCCACCAGCACAUCUAGAGACAGAAAUGUUCUGUGAACUUCAAGUCUGAUUCUCUGUUGUAUUGAGGUGUGGACACUGAUUAGGCCAUUGUAGCACACGAAUGUGCUUUGAUCUAAACCAUGCCAUUGCAGCUCAUGCUGUAUGUUUAGGGUUGUCCUGUUGGAAGAACAUCUGUCCAAAGUCUUGCCGGAUUGCCCCGUAUUUGUGCUGCGUUCCAUUAACCUGGGAAGUCGGAGUUUACAUCAUCUCUGAGUUGUGGCGUUUCAGUUUUCCUGCUCAUUUUCAUUCGUAUUGCUAGCAACUAUGACAGUAACACUGUUCUAUGCGGUAUUUCAUGCGUUGAAACAUCUCAUGAACACUAAAAAGUAGAACCUGUACAACUGACUAAAUGUUAUAUAAAUAAUAAACUGCUAAAAACAGUCACAGUAAGAACGUUUUACUACUAUUGAUGCAGGUAGCAACCAUCUCGAAUGCAGAAGUUGUGUAUGGUCGUGUUGCCCCAACUUUCGCGGGUGUUCCAGUUGAAAUUUCCUACUUGGAGGUCAGUAAUUUCGACUUCUGAUGGAACGUGGCAUUAAAUUUCUGUCCCUGCUGAAAAAAAGCAUCCCCCACAGCAUGAUGCACCCACCAGCUGUGUAUUGAGAUGUUUGUUCACUUUUGUUCUACACACAAAUAUACUCCAUUUACUAAUUACAUGACCUCAGAAGACGAGUUGCACUGACUUCUAUGUAGGGUUAUCACAGUUAAAGUUUAAAUAAAAAGGUCUUUCCUAAAUUUUAUUACUGAAAACCUUUAAAAGCCAUGUAUUAUUUCCUUCCAUUUUAGUGAAGCACUACUUUGUGUUGGUCUAUCAGAAUAAAUCCUAAUAAAAUCCAUGGAAGUUAUUUGACACAAUGUGUUGAGGCUUCAGGGGUUUGACCAUUUUUGAAAGGCACUGUAUGUUUUAUUAUGAAACACAGAAGUGGGUAAAUUAUUAGCCUGUUUCUGUCUCAUCACUGUCUCUUUAAGACUGAUAGUAGCGGACAAAUGUGCCUUAUUUUAUUCCAACAGGAGCAGGAGCUUCAAACAUUUUGGGCUAUUUUCUUCAUGCUUCACUUUCUAACUUUUUGCUCAGACUGUUUUAUUUUCCUUUAACUGGUCCGUUAUCUGCUGCCAAGUUAGCAUUUGUUUUAAUACAUAAAUGUGCCUUUUGGUGCUUUCAGUUUGGGUCUGCCUCAACCAUUUACAUGUUUAAUAGUAAUUACAUUACCCAAUAAACAGGAGUAAUUGGAUUAUAGCAGCAGAUGUAGAAUGGUUGCCUUUAACUGAUUAGUCACAGAAGUCUUCAGCUGAGCACACGUGACCCUAAUGGGUUUGAGCAACUGUGAGGCAAACCCGUUUUAAGUUGCAACCAAAAGCCUUAUUUAGUUAUUCAAACCUCACAUCCUCAGUUGUCUUGCCUCUAGAGAUCUGCUCUGAGCACCAACCAUAUCUUGUUUUACAGUCAAACAGGUUCAUUUGUUUUUCAAGCUGGAUAUUGUUUGAAGCUCUGUUAGCAUCCAGUGUCUGAAUUCAGCAGAACCGUGAUGAUUGUGGUCCAAUCGGCCAAAAGGUGAACAGUGACAUUUUGUUUGUUCUCACUGAGGGAAACGGCUUUAUUUUUAAAUAAAUCUUUUUUCUGUGA
Messenger RNA from Girardinichthys multiradiatus, 5859 nucleotides. It is a transcript of the gene mgat5, whose product is annotated as alpha-1,6-mannosylglycoprotein 6-beta-N-acetylglucosaminyltransferase. The transcript has 17 exons. Gene Ontology annotation, biological process: protein N-linked glycosylation. The coding region runs from base 357 to 2582 and encodes 741 amino acids. The record is from RefSeq and is a predicted model, not a curated record. Gene Ontology annotation, molecular function: alpha-1,6-mannosylglycoprotein 6-beta-N-acetylglucosaminyltransferase activity. Lineage: Eukaryota; Metazoa; Chordata; Actinopteri; Cyprinodontiformes; Goodeidae. Gene Ontology annotation, cellular component: Golgi apparatus.